GAAAGAGAAAGAAAGAGAAAGAGAGAACGAGGGCUGGGUUCGCUCGACGUAAGUGGGCAGCUUGGAAUGUGCAAACAAAAGCAUACAGAAAAAGAUACAGACACUUCCCCGCGGAUGCUCUCCGGAUGCUGUUCUUUUACAGGGGGGGAUCGUCAGAAACUCCCCGCCAGAUGGCGCGAACGGAUAUCGAUCGUUUUUAGAACGCAAUCGACUACCACCGGCCAUACCACCGUGCCAGGGGAAGGAAGUGAAGCAGUUCUAACCUUGAGAAGGGCUUGUGGGAAGAUGUUUAUUUCUGGCAUUUGGGCUGGUAUCGUGAACGAUCGGAUAGCAGGACUGGUGUGAUUGUGUGUGCGUUCCAUCUAACACGGAGAUGAUCGGUUCCGUCGCUGUUGCCGUCUUCUAUUUAGUGAUCAAUUUCUUCUUCAGAAAAUUCAGUUAAACACACAAACACACCGGUUGAACGACGACAAUUUGGUCUUGCGCUUUUGGCGAACACGUUACGUCACCAGCACAAGCGAUAGGAGAAGGUAGACAUGGCCUGUGGCAAAGAAAAGGGAAGUUGUGUUGUGGCUGUGUACGUCGAACUCAUCGCCUCUCGCUCACCAUCUUCGUCGUUGUCGGCAAUUUCCAAAAAUAAGCAUCCCCAUUCCAUUCUACUUUUGGUGCCUUUUGAGCGAAAAGAGCGAGCGAAAGCGAGAGAGAGAGAGAGAAAGAGAGAGAGAGAGAGAGAGAGAGAGAGAGAGAGAGAGAGAGAGAGAGAGAGAGAGAAAGACAGGGAUGGAUUACUACCAGCAACAAAAACAUCCCACCCGGUGGCGGUUGAGGUUCGGACCCAGAUUCAGGCCGGAAUGCCGAAAAGAAAAACGCGUGACGGCGGUAUGUGUUUUUUUGCCCGCUCCAGGGUGCAAAUUGGCAAGGAUGGUGGUGGUGGUGGUUGUGGUGUCUCGCUGCAUCCAUUUUGUGAUUUUGUGGCAAAGGGUGGGCAGAAACAUCGCAAAAAAACUGACACACGCACACAGAGCGAGCAUCUGUGGGUCCACAAACUAUGAAUAGCGGCGUGUGCGUGUGCUGCCCGUGACGACACGCAUAUGGCUGUACGGUGGUGUGCGUUUGUCAGUUUCGGAUAAUCGGAACACCUACUUUUUCCGAUUAGUUUCGACGCAGUUUGUUUACAUUGUGGGAUCGCUUCCUUCCGGGCGAUGAUCGUGAACGGUGGUCGCGGUUCGCCAUAUAAGGGAAAACAGUAGAACGCCACACACGCACAGACGACGCGUAAUAAAACAGCACCAGAUUAGCCCGGUUUGCAUCAUAAAUCCAACGUAAUCCUCCGGGCAGACGUCCCCCGUCAGCGGGAAAUAAAAUCAACGAGCGUCGAUAGAGCGGACUUAAUCCGGCAGUGUAAGUGAAAAUAGUACAGCAAAAAAAAAACCCUAUACCAAAUCCUCACUUCCGCCACGGGUGAAAGGUGAAUGAAUGAUAAAUAAAACGUGCCCCACGCCACAUUGCCCGCACGCGAAGCGACCGGAAGCGGGAAGCAGCACGGCACAGCGUGUGGCCCUAACCUCCCGAAGCACCCGGUACCGUUGGCCAUCCUUUCGCGCGCGCAAGAGUCAGGGUUGGUAAAAGUUGGCAUACUGUCCGACUGUCGGGUGGAUGCGAGGAAAGACGAAAGAGCAUGUGUGUGUGUGUGUGUUGAUGAUCGUUUCCCUUCGAAUGGCGGUUCGGAUCGGAUUCGGUCGCCCGUGUCGCGAUGGAGGUGAAAGUGAAAUGACGAUUGUUUGCGGCGGUACGAGAAGUAAAGCGACAAACAAUAGUAAUCGUAGUACUGGUAGUAGUAGUAGGAGCAAUGGCAACGGGAGGGGCUAGCCCUAGGCUAAUUAAACCAUGCGAAGAAUUUGAACUCAUUGAAGCAUUAUCGAUCGAUCGGUGCAGUUCACAUCGGCGACUCGGCGACUCGGAGACCGUGCCCCGGCAGCUGUUGUGUACAUUAGUUGUGGUUCACGCUUACGAGAGAUUAAAUAUUCAACCAGGGCACGAUUGCAGCUAGGAGAAAUUAAUCAUCUGAAAACAAAUACAGUACAUUGAAGAGGACUUUUAAAAACGUGUUGAAUCGUUGAAUUAAAACACACAACAGUUGAAUUACAGCAGCGGAAAAGCAUCAGCUACAAAAAUGAUUCACGUGGAUGAAACAGAUCCCCUCGGAGACAUUCCACCAGCGUUCCCGUACCGAGAGGUGGAAAUUAAGCGCGGCAUCGAUCCAAAACAGAUAUACGAGCUCAGCUCCGAGCUUGGCAGGGGAAAGUUCGGCGUAGUCUACAAAUGCAAGGAAAAGUCGACCGGCGUCCGUCUGGCGGCCAAAUUCAUCCAGAUCGUAAAGAAGGGCGACCGGCGCAACAUCGAGCGCGAGGUGCACAUGAUGAACGUGCUACACCACUCGAAGAUCGCUCAGCUGUACGCGGCGUACGAGUUCGAUCGUACCUUCUGCGUCAUGAUGGAGCUCGUGGAGGGCGGCGAACUGUUCGAUCGAGUGCUGGACGAAAAGUUCGUGCUGACCGAGAAGGCGUGCUCGAUCUUUAUGCGCCAGAUCUGCGAUGCGGUCGCGUACAUCCACGGCAAUAACAUCAUCCAUCUCGACAUGAAGCCGGAGAACAUACUCUGCCUGACGGAGAGCGGAAACCGGAUCAAGAUCAUCGAUUUCGGGCUGGCGCGCGAGUACGACCCAGACAACAAGCUGCAGGUGCUGUUCGGGACGCCCGAGUUUGUCGCCCCGGAGGUGGUCAACUUUGAGGCGAUCUCGUUCGCCACGGACAUGUGGAGCGUUGGUGUGAUCGCUUACGUGCUAGUUUCCGGACUUUCACCUUUUGCCGGUGAGGAUGACAUUCAGACGAUGGGCAACAUAACGAUUGGGAGAUACGAUUUCUUGGAUGAAGCGUUCGACAACGUUUCGGAGGAAGCGAUCGACUUCAUCAACCGGUGUUUGGUUAAGGAACAAAAGGAGCGUCUGACAGCGGAAGAUGCGCUCAAGCACAAGUGGAUCAAGCGGAAACCCCAGUACCAUCCAACGAAUCGGCGACCAUCGCUCACCAACAGCUUCAAGCCGAUUCUGCUGGAAAGCAACAACAACAGUAGUAAUGUGACGAACGCCGAAAUUGCUAAGGACAAUCUGAAGGAACUGGUAGGCAAGUGGGACGAAACGCCCAACAAUCGGUACGCGUUCGAGCAGGACACGGAGAACAUUAUUGCGCCGUCCGGCGAAACCGUACAGCUGCGACGGCCCACGCUACCGGAGCUGGCCGGGCUAGCGAACGGCAGCAACACGUCCGGCAGCCGGAGGGGCAGCAUAGCGCGAGUAGCCCUCGAUGUGAAUGAAGACGCAGAGAGUAACGCCGAAAAUGAAGCACCGAAUCAGGGUAGCGAUUCGAACUACAAUGUCCAUCGCCGUUACGACGAGCAGCAAACGAAGCACCAGCAACACCACUACGAUCCGGACAAACCACCAAUAGUGCUGGAGUUGACGCAACAAACAAGAGCUGAAGCAGAAGAGUCGAACGCAUCCGACAGCUUGUCGCUCUCAACUAACACUUUUCCGGCUACUAAUAGUGAGCGAUUUGAUAGCUGUCAGCGCAGUGUGACGUCUAACAGCGCCCGCUACGAUGAGGCACCUGCGGUACAGGGUGGUAACGCAGCUAGUGGUGGUAGUAGUAGAAGUAUUUGCAGUAGUGAUAGUAACGGCAGUAUUAGUAGUUAUAGUAGCUUAGAGGAAAGAGCGCCUACUGCUAACCAGCAAAUGCCAGCUUGCGCAAAUACCGACGGUGGUCUUGAGCCGGCAUCAAAGACCAUCGUCAUCGUCGUCCAGCAGCCGCAUCCCGUCCCAAACUCAUCCCCACACACCAACAACACGCACACUGAUACAAACGCAUCCAACGGACGGCCAAACCGUACGUCCGUGUCGUCCGAUUUCCUUUCCGCAGAUAGUGACUCUGUUGCGUCCUCCUGUGACACCACGGCAAGCGUGUGCACGGAUCCGGCCCCAUCCCCAACAACACCACUACACCUUCUACACCCAGGGUCACCUGCCCAACCGAACCCACCACGGACCGUCGGUUCCGCGGGUGAUGGUGACGCGGUGACCGAUACACACCGGGACAAGGCACUGGAUGGAGUGGAGCAGUCGGCACUGAACGCAUCGACCGUCACCACACCGACAACCCCCGCACCUGCCCUCGAGCUGGACAGUGAGCUGGAGAGUCUCAAGUCGAAGGUGAACACGAUCCGCACCUCCCGGGCGCAGAACAAGCUGAAUGAGCUGGCCCAGCGGCCCGACUUCCUCGCGAACGAUCCGUUCAAGCUGCCCACGUUCCGGUUCCUGCCCAAGUCUAUCAGUCUCUGCAACGAAGAUUCGGUGUUCAAGGAGAACUAUACGAAGUUUUGCGAUCGUAACGCGUCUGGCAGGUUAUCGCGCGAACAAUCGCAGGAGACGACGGUAAGCGAAAAGAUAGAUACAGUCGGUACAAUUGUACGCAAGAAGUCGACCACGUCGUCAACGACAAAGAAGAAAAAAGAUCCAGAAGGAGCGGCCACGGCGACGACGACGACCACAACCACUACGACCUUCUCGAGUACACCCUCGGGAAAGAUCGCUUCCACUACUACGGUGCGCAAAACGAUCGUUAAACAGCAGAAGAUUGUAGUGGAAGAUGCGAGUUCGAGUGUGACAACUGUCGGGACCUCCGAGAGCAGCAGAUCGAGAUCGAUCGCACCAACCAAGAGUCUCGAUGUGUCAUCAUCGUCAACGGCAUUGGACAGCAGCAAGUUAACGCAUUCGGCUUCGAUCAAGCGUACCAAAUUCCGCGUCAAUCAGCUCAGCAGUCGAGAUGUGCCGGUGGCGAUUAACUCCGUCGCACGGCGCUAUCUCGAACGGAGUGGUAUACAGGAUGAUCUUUCCACGUCGGCCGCCAGACUGCCCCGUACGCUCAGCCCCACCGGCCCGGGUCAGACCACGCUCGACGACACGGUGACGGUGAACAAUCUGCGCAACAGUGCGCUACGACUGCGCAGCUCGGUUUCGGUGGACUGGGAUGCGAUGGAGGCGGUCGAAAAUCGAUCGAUGAAGACGAUCAACACCUUCCUGAAGCGGCACGCCGUAGCCAGUUCGGCCGUGAAACAGAUCCAAGCACAGCUAGAGGCAACCAUUACAACGCACAAGUAGGAUAGACGGAUUCCUCUGCUCACAAUCAGGGUGUUUGAGGGUGUUCGAUAGCAAUGAGAUGAUUGUACAUACAAUACGCACCCUCUUUUCUAUACGCCAUGUGUAUUUAUACGUAGCUUUACUUAUCGGUGAUGUAAGCAGUAGUGAAGUGAUGCAGUUUCAGUGUUAGCAUAUUUUUGUAUAGAUCACACACACGAUCGUAGGAGGUAAUGGUUAUAGAGAAAAGAAGAGGAAAGGCACAAUACGCUGUAGUGCCUUAUCGCACCAAGUGUGAUUAGGUAGAGAGUAUGUAGCUUACAAUUCAAAGUGAAUCACAAAAGAUGGGAAUAAAAUGCAGAGAGAAUUCUGAUACUCUACGCUAUCUUCGUAAGGGGUACGUCAAUGUUGCUCUGUAAAUGUAAGCAAAAAUCAAUUUAAAAUAUGGAUAUUGAAAUAAAGAAUAUACGUAAAAUUAAA
Molecule: messenger RNA, 5668 nt
Organism: Anopheles coluzzii
Lineage: Eukaryota; Metazoa; Arthropoda; Insecta; Diptera; Culicidae
Product: caM kinase-like vesicle-associated protein
Exons: 10
Coding region: 2174-5212 (1012 amino acids)
Biological process (GO): intracellular signal transduction; positive regulation of apoptotic process; protein phosphorylation
Cellular component (GO): nucleus
Molecular function (GO): protein serine/threonine kinase activity; ATP binding
Source: RefSeq, a predicted model, not a curated record